Prorocentrum cordatum is the source of this 920-nucleotide messenger RNA. The record is from the annotation of a GenBank genome assembly. Lineage: Eukaryota; Dinophyceae; Prorocentrales; Prorocentraceae.
GCGUGCCCUCCCCGCCGCCGGCGCUGCCCGACUCGCCCUCCCCGGCCGCCUUGCGCCCGGCCGCCCAGCGCCCCGGCCGCCCCGCGCUGGCGCGGGCGGCGCGGAGGGAGCCGGAGGUGCAGGUGGCUUUGAACCUGGACCGCUUCUUCGGGGACGACGGCGUGUGGGAGCGCGUGGUCGAGGUGGCCAGCGGCGCGGGCAUCGCGGACUACCACCCGUCCUGCGGCGUCGGCUCGCCUCCCGCCAGGGCCGCCUUCCGCGUGCGGGUGCCGAAGCAGUACCCGGGAGUCCAGUUCCGGAAGUCCAAGAACCUGGAUGACCGGUACGAGCGCUACGCCCGCGACGGCGUAUGCGUGACGGGCCGUGUCGAGGACGACGGCGAGUGGCUGCGCAUCAGCUCCCACGUGUUCUUGCCUAUCAAGGUCGGGGGCGUGACCAUCCUGGAGGAGGCCCUGGACGCCGAUCCGCUGGACCGCGUGCCCUCCUCGCCAAUCCUGGAGGAGGCGUGCGGCGUGGCAGGUUGGUGGUCUUGCGGCCAAACUUACAUCGGCAAGAACGAGGCGGAGGAUAGCCAGGCUGCCAGCGAUUUCUGCGCCGCGGUUCGCAGGAGGCCCGCGGCGCCGGGCAGCAAAGCCGCCGUCGCCCUCUGGGCCGGCGCGGAGCUCCGCGAGGUGGCGAACGACGGACAGGCUGCGAAGCCUAACCCCGUCGUGCCUGAAAGAGAGGCGGACGAGAACGACGGCGAAGUGCGGCCACGGCGGCAGGCGCUUCCGGAGGCGAUCCGGAGAGACCCUCUGGUGGACCUGGACGCCGCGACCCGCCAUCUCAGCGACAGGAUCAACCCGUUCUCCGACACGCCGCGCGCCGCCGCCCCGCGCCGCGCACCCCUGCUGCUGCACGCGGCCGAGCGCCGGCGCUGA